Messenger RNA from Nothoprocta perdicaria, 2090 nucleotides. It is a transcript of the gene CDC42EP3, whose product is annotated as CDC42 effector protein 3. NCBI's taxonomy places the organism in Eukaryota, Metazoa, Chordata, Aves, Tinamiformes, Tinamidae. The transcript has 2 exons. The record is from RefSeq and is a predicted model, not a curated record. The coding region runs from base 307 to 1074 and encodes 255 amino acids.
AGCCGAGCCGAGCCGAACCGUUUUCUCAGGUUCUGGAUGCAGUAGGACACUUAAUUGCUAACUGACCUGGAACUCGUGUUCAGCCUUAGAAAGAUCUUCAGUGGGAGACUUUCACCUUCACAUAUCUGACAGUUUUCCAUCCCAGACAAAAGGAACUUCAUGUAUGAGAGCUGCCUGAGAUGAUGAUGUAACUCAGAUAACACUCAAGAUCUUUGGAGAAUAACUAACUUAAGAGGCUUUUCCUGUUUUUUUUUUUUUUUGUUUGUUUGUUUGUUUGAUAAAUCACCCUCAGAUUCUACAAACAAGAUGCCAGCCAAGACACCCAUCUACUUGAAAGCUGCCAACAAUAAAAAAGGGAAGAAAUUCAAACUAAGGGAUAUCCUGUCUCCUGAUAUGAUCAGCCCACCUCUCGGAGAUUUCCGGCACACCAUACACAUUGGAAAAGAAGGGCAGCAUGAUGUUUUUGGGGACAUCUCCUUUCUGCAGGGAAACUACGAGCUCUUGCCUGGAAAUGAAGGAGAAACCAGAAUAAGCCAAUCUGAUGGCCACAGCGAAUUCCUAAGGGCAAACAGCACUUCUGAAUCCAUGUUUACAGAAACUCCAUCACCAGUGCUCAAAAAUGCCAUUUCCCUUCCGGCCAUUGGGGGUUCUCAAGCCCUUAUGUUGCCCUUAUUGUCACCAGUGACAUUCAAUUCAAAGCAAGAAUCCAUCAGGCCAUGUAGAAAUCCUAGGCUUAGCUGUGAGCCAGUAAUGGAAGAAAAAUUGCCRGAGAAAAGUAAACAGUUGGAGGAUGGAGAAAUAUACAGAGCUGACAUAUGGGAGCAAAAUGGUUCUUCAUCACACUUAACCAAUGGUAGAGACAGUCACUCCUCCAGCCUUUCYGAACGCUGCACUGAUUGGCAAACAGUUGAUUUAUUUGAUGACAGUCGACUUUCAUGUGAACUAACCAAGACAGAGACUAAGUCGGAAGAAUCCCUUUCAGAUCUUACGGGCUCUCUUCUCUCCUUACAGCUUGACUUGGGACCUUCACUUUUGGAUGAGGUCCUUAAUGUAAUGGACAAAAAUAAAUCUUAGAACUGGUACCUCUUGCUUCUUUAUAAGUCAUUCAUUAAAACAAACACAAAAACACAACUCACAAGUAAAGACACUUAAAAAUCAGCUGUAUUUGCAGUUGUUCAACGGGUUUUCUAAAAAUGUUCCUAAAAAUAUUUUUUUAUCUAUUGUUUUUUCAUGAUUUUUAUUACAGUAAAUUCUCAUAGUAGGAAGGUAAAUUUUAAUAACAGUUUUCAGCAAAUACAAAAUGUUUUAAGUACCAGUAUUAACAAUCAGAAACAUGAGAAAUACAGUUUGAAGAUGAUACUGAUAAUGUCUUUUGGUUAAUUCACCUGUACGGGCUUCUGAAUAUUUGAGAAUCUGUGUCAGUAAGGAGACUGGUGUUAAUUCUUCACCUUUAUAAAUUAUUGCAACAUCACUUUACAUGUAGGCUUCUUUCUAGAACCUUACGUGUGGGAGUUUGAUUGUGGUUUUCCUCAUUUUUCAUAGUACAGCCUCUGUUACAACUUCUCUGUAACUAUUUCCCCUGUUUUCUACUGCUCUGUGUUCAGAUGUGAACAAUUUGAAGACUCUUUCAGCUUGAACAUGUGGUCCAGGGUCUCAGCUGCUUUAAACGAGCAUGCACAAAUUUAAACAAACUGAGGCUUUGGGCUUGAUAUUGUAUAUGAAAUCAUAUGUUGUAAACAGCUAACACAUGCAAGAUAUUAUGGUUAAAUUAUUUUAAAAGUUGAAAUAUAUAUUUUUCUGUGUGCAUCUUGGCUUUUUACUGCAGAGCCUACACGUACAAUAUCUCAUCAAAAUAGUUGCUUGACUAUAUUGGUGCUCUUCUGAAAGUUGUAUAAUUGUGUGUUUGAAAAGAAAUAUGUAUUGAUACUCCUAGCUUUGUUCUUCAUUUAUUGCCACACAUGCUUAAACUUGCAACUGAUUAUUUCAAUUUUUGAAGAAGGCACUGGUUAUUCACAAUGCUUGAUGCGUGCUGCAACAGCCAAUGUUUUGGGAAACGUGGAUCAUUUAAUACAGUACCUACAUGGAUUGCA